Agrilus planipennis (emerald ash borer) is the source of this 1697-nucleotide messenger RNA. RefSeq lists its product as uncharacterized. Gene Ontology annotation, molecular function: zinc ion binding. Bases 119 to 1540 code for a protein of 473 amino acids. NCBI's taxonomy places the organism in Eukaryota, Metazoa, Arthropoda, Insecta, Coleoptera, Buprestidae. The record is from RefSeq and is a predicted model, not a curated record. The transcript has 2 exons. Gene Ontology annotation, cellular component: nucleus.
CUUAAUUUAGGUCAUGCUUUUCUUUCAGGUUGAUCAUUGUUGACAGGUGACAUUUGUGACGAUCCUGACACAUGAUAUGUUUGAUUGAUAUUUUUAAUGUAAAAAAAAUAUCCUUAUAAUGUAUUAUUUGGUCAAGUUUUGUAGGAUUUGUAUACAAACAGACAGAAAGUUACUCGACAUAGAAUCUUUAGACUACGAUUCCAUAAAACUUAGUGAAAAACUGAAGACAUGUACCCAAAUGGUUAUUAGUGAAGAGAGUCUCUCAACAAAAAUAUGCACAUCAUGCAUUCAAAAAUUACGAAUAUCAUAUCAGUUUCAUUCCAUGUGUAAAAAAUCUACCACAAUUUUGCAGCAUCACCUUACUGAACUUUUACGGGGAUGUGAGAACCUGGAUGCUGAUAAGUUUGUUAAUUGUGAAUCUCUAGUAACGUUGCCCCCCUCCCAGAAGGUCAAAAGAAAAAGAGUAGGUAAAGAUGAGAGAUGUUCUUUAUUAAGAAAAUUAUUAUCAAAGAUUAAUGAGGAUCAAGUAGUGGAAAACGUUCACAUUAAUGGUUUGACUAAACUUUGUGAUAAUUUAAUGUCAACCACUUCUCCACUCUCAACAACUCAUUUACAUAAUCGUCACGAUUUAAAAUUUAAAAGUACAAAUAGAAAAAGUAAUUUAGGAAAUCUCAUUCGGUUUAUGAAAGAGUUUGAUUAUGGAUAUGAUAUAAAAAAUGCCAAAAGCAUUUGCAACAGCUGUGAUCUGACUCCUUUAGAGAAACUUAAAAGAUUCACUAACACAUUCUUUUUUGAUCAUUUUAGUGAUUACCGAAAUACAGUUAUACAUCUUAGAGAUGGUUUUGAUUUUGAUAGCAGUGAGGAUGAGAGUAUGUUUGAAAAGUGUGUUGAUGAAUGUUGUGAUACUAUUAAGACUGAAAAUAAUUUAGUUCAAUGUAAAGAAGAGUUAAUUAUUGUAGAGCCUGAAAUUACAGUUAAAUCAGAAAUCGAAAAUGAUAGUGAAUGUGAUUUAAAUGAUUUUUCAUUUACUUCCAAUCUGGUGCAGGCAUGUUAUGAUGACAAUGAAACGACAAUUAUUAAAAGAGAAACUGAAUGUGGUAGUGAAUCUGAUGAGUUCUCUUUUACAUCAGAUUUAGUACAAGCUUGUUAUGAUGAGAGUUCGAAUUGUAGUCCUUCAAUUAAUUUUAAACAAGAAAAAAUAGGCGAUCCUGAAAGUCUGAGUCCAGUUUCGAAAUUAGAAACAAUUACCCGAAAUAUAAAUUUAUUAGAAAUGGAUAAAACAAAUUUACCGUCCAGUAAAAGUACAUGUAACUCUUUAUUGUCUUCUCUAACGCUUUCAUAUUCGUCUUUAACAAGUGGUCGUAAAAUGAAUAAAAUGUUUUCACCCGAUAAUAUCCGUUGUAGAACAAGAGGAAAUCCUUUUAUAAAUCCUCAACUGAAAAAGCAAUUCCUUUUUCGUAGCUUUUUAUGCGAAGUGUGUAAUAGACGCUUUAAAAGUCAAGGGUAUCUCAAAGCUCAUAAAAGUAAAUUAAGGCAUUAGAUGGAAAACGUGCAAACUGUUUUUAUGUAUUCACAUAAUGGUACUUUUGUUGAAAUUAUUUGAUUUUUUGAUCUAUAUUCAUGUUUUAUAUGUGUAUAUUGUUCAAGUUCUGAGUUUUAUCAGAAUUGUUUGUGGUUUAUAUUUAUAAAGCUUUUAU